AUGGAUGCGAAGGUGAAGUGCGAGCCACUGGUGAUGAAACGGGAGGCGACUGAUGAGGAACUGGAGUUCAGAUACGACGAGUUGACUGAAGCACUCGGUAUUCACACCGAGAGUGAGAGCAAAGCGAACCAAACUCCGGUUCACUGGACACCCGUUCAGAGCAAUACUGGCCACACAUUUGCCAAUGAUUUGCAUAGUGUUGACGAUGUGGUGGGCGAGAGGGACACAGAACUGCUGAUGACUGGAGUUCCCGAUUAUGUGAUGUUAGGCACCAAUAGGACAGUAGCCAAGGGUGUGCAUGUGACGGACAUAGGAGUCAGGAUGAAACGGGUGCCGAGCAAUCGUACGGAUCAAAACAAAUACCACAUUUUCAUACCAUUCAGUGAUAUGCAACGGCUGUCCAUCUGCACUCACCCUUCGUUGCCAUUGAUAUGUAUAAAACCCAUCGAAAGUUCUUGUCUUAAGGUCCGGGAGUUUAUUCAAUUAGAAGUCAAUUCUGGUGUGAAUUCUCGGCGGGGGUUUGACAUCCAUUCGCACGACGUAAGGGAACAGAAUAUUCUGAUUGUAAUGAAAGAGGGAAUGAGUGCCACGUUUGCGGGACUAUUAGCCGACAGAUGCAAGCGUGAGAAUAGGGACUGUGAUUGCAGUCCUAUCGGUGUCACUGAAGCACAGGUAUUACUGAACGUAAACACUGUGUUUGUCAAACAGGAGGUAUGACUCCGGCCACAGUUGACACUGCCAUAGAAACGGUAGUCAUUGGGCACUGUUAGUCAACACUCAUUAAAUUAGAUAAUAACAUGGAUUCACAACCGUUUCAUUCAAAUGUAUAACGAAAACUAUUUUAUUGAUAAUUAAAUGCC
This is a messenger RNA of Oppiella nova, 860 nucleotides long. Lineage: Eukaryota; Metazoa; Arthropoda; Arachnida; Sarcoptiformes; Oppiidae. The record is from the annotation of a GenBank genome assembly.